AUGCGAGGCAGAGCCGAGUCAGAGGAGAGCACCAGAGCAGGGCAGCCAGCAUCCAGCACCCAGCGGCGGCCAAGGAAGGAAAGAAGAGCCGGCGCCAUGUCCGUGCGAGUGGCGUCCGUGCCGGCGGCGACUAGGGCCGCGGGCGCCGUGGCGCCGUGGCCGUACCUGGAGCACAUGGCGCGGUGGGAGCGGCAGGUGGAGCGUCGUCAGCUGUUCCUCCGGAGCUACCACUUCUCCCGCGACGCCGAGUCCCCGCGGUCCCCGCGCGCGCGAGCCAGACGCGUCGUCUGGGCGGGGCUCCGCCGCCUGCGCCGCGCCGCGGCCACGGGCCUCCGCCGCCUCCGCGCGCGCCUCCGUCUCUGCUUCGGCUGGGCCACACGCCGCCGCGGCUCCUCCUCCUUGCCACGCCGCUCCGCCACCGGCGGCCAUCGCUACGGCCGCCUCUCCGGCGCCGGCAAGGCCCGCGCCGCCGCCGAGUCCGUCUUCUUCUGGUAG
This is a messenger RNA of Miscanthus lutarioriparius, 495 nucleotides long. The record is from the annotation of a GenBank genome assembly. NCBI's taxonomy places the organism in Eukaryota, Viridiplantae, Streptophyta, Magnoliopsida, Poales, Poaceae.